AUGGAAUCGCGUGAUUCCUCGCAUUUUACGGAUACAUUUUAUGAUUGGUUAACAGAGAACACGGAUAUUGUACGUUAUCUUCAAAUUGAUUCAUUGAAUAUUCCGAGAGAUCCUGUUGCGUACGAUAUAUUCCUAAAAGAGAAAGAAUCUUCGCAGUUAUUGAUAUUGUCGGCAAUAACAAACUUUUUAAAUCUUACAAUGCGUCGUCAAAAACCAAAAAAAACUUUAGACUUUCCGCCACCUCCACCAAAUUCAUCUAAAUCAGUAGAGAUGGCUACAAGAGAAAUUAAAUUUCUUCAGCAGGAAGAAUAUGAUAUUCUCAAUGAGAAUUUCAAUAAUGCAGUCAACAAGUUAACUUCAUUAAUUGACUUUCUCGCACAGUCCCAUGCUAUCCCUGCCAAAGUCAAGAUCACAAUAUUAACUGAAGAAUUAUUCAGAGAUCUUCAGUCGAAGCCCAAAAAAGCAGAAUACAUAAAAAAUCAAACAGAGUUUAAGAUCGCAAAUCUUUGCAUGCUUUACCAGAACGAUGCGGAUUCACAGGCCCCUGAUGAUACGCUUUUAUAUAUAUUCGGUCUUUGCAUCCCGAGAUUUAAUCACUCGGUUCACUUUUUAGAAUUAAACUCUCAGCAAGAUCGUUUCAACAGAUGGCUGUUUUCGCCAACAAAUCCGAUUGAUUACAAAAUUACAGAAUUUCUCGAAAACUUUUCAAAAUUACCUCGAAGAGACUUCACAAAUCAAGUAUUUAAGCUCUUUGGAUUCUUAAAGGAACAAUUUCCACAAAAGGAUCCAAUUCUGGGCUCGAUUUUCGUAAUUAUGUUUAUUCGUGCAAUUUUUGAUGCCUGCAUCGCAAUUAACUACGCAUACUUUUUCCCGCAUUCAGAAUCGCGAGCAUAUACUAUAGUAUCGAAAAUCCAAAUGAAAGACAUAAAUCCUCCAAAAGAAUUUUUACCGAUUUUCAACGGAGAAGAAAUUGCUAGAGAUGUAUUUAUGCGAGACCCAAGAUACAGAUCAGCAGGAACCCACGUAACUGCAGCUUUCUUUCAGACAAACCCUUUAGAUGCCUUAUUUGAAAUUCACUUAGCGUUAAAGGAUAUGCAUGCAGGAUUAGCAUCAAGGAGGAAACCAAAUGAAGGUCGCCAGGUAUUACCUUUCGAAACAAUCUUUACAUUAUUUUUCGGCUCAUUACUUACGGCAGACUUGCCAGACCUUGAAGGUUUGGUCAAGUUUAUUGUUGAUUUCGCGCCUGCUGGUAGGCUGGCUCCAGAAUUUCAAUACGCGCAAGUUACGAUGAACGCAGUUCUCGCACAAUUCGAAACUUUCUUAUCAGAAAAAGCUAAGUCUGUUUAG
This is a messenger RNA of Trichomonas vaginalis G3, 1347 nucleotides long. RefSeq lists its product as uncharacterized. The transcript has a single exon. Bases 1 to 1347 code for a protein of 448 amino acids. The record is from RefSeq and is a predicted model, not a curated record. NCBI's taxonomy places the organism in Eukaryota, Parabasalia, Trichomonadida, Trichomonadidae.